AUGCUGCGAGUUCUCGCGUUGCAUGGCAAGCUCCCGGCCCUGUGGGGAGGCAACCAGAGUGCCGUCGAGGUGCUUGCCAAAUUUUGGCGUCGAUUCCGCCAGCUGCACCCGUCGCACGCCAUCUACACAUACCACAAGAAUCGGUUACAUCAGGUGCUACCUCUGAUGCUGCAUGCUGAUGAAGGGGAGACGUUGAAAAAGGCAGGCCUCAUGGUGAUUUCGUGGCAAUCACCUGUGGGUGCGGGGAUCUCCACUCAGACUGAGCCUACAGAUAUGCCUCUCAACUAUGUUGGCAGCUCGUUCAAAACAAGGUUUUUGAUAUCAGUGCUUCUAAAGAGGCUCUAUACGAAGCAGGUUAAGGAAUCUUUAGACAGCCUCAUGUCAAUCAUCGCAACUGACCUGAAGCAGCUCUUCGAGCAAGGGCUGCGGCUUGACUUUCCAGAUGGCAAGCAUCAACACUAUUAUGUUGCCUGGGUCGGCCUCAAAGGCGACUGGCCGAUCCAGCAGAAGCUAGGCCAUCUCCAACGUCAUUUCUCGAGACUGACAACGAACGAGCAGGUUGGCGUUGGGAUAUGUCAUUUGUGUGAGGCGGGACGACCUGGUGUCCCCCUACACGACUUCUCGGAACAUGCAGCUUGGAGAACAACAUUCUUGCGAACGUCGCCGUUUGAAACGAUGGGACCUUUGGCUGACGUGCCACAGACGGCGAGCCCAGAGAUGAUGCUUCGGUAUGAUCCAUUUCAUACCUUGCACAAGGGCUGUUUUGCCGAGUUAGCCGGGAGUGGUCUUGUCAUGAUCAUUGACUAUGGGAUCCUGGGGGACGAUUCUGUUCCAAAGCAGCUGAACUCGCUCUACCAGCUGCUGCAAGAAUUCUGCACGCGAACGAAGCAUCCGCUGCACAUGGAUGGUCUGACUCGAAACCUACUGAACUUUCCGAGGGACUCCUCCUACCCAGCUGCAGACACCACUGCCGUCCUGGCUUUCUUAGAAGAAUUCUUCCGGAACCAUUUGGCUACUUUGGCAAAUCCUGAUCCAUACUUGGAGAGUGCGCACGAUGCCUGCGUCAACGCCAACAUCUUCCUACGCACCUUGUAUCGAAACGGGCUUUGGCUGCCUCUCCAGGCUACCACAGAGGUCGCCCAGUCCGGCUACAACUUCUUGCGAUGCUAUGCUGAAUGUGCCCAGCACGCGUACAAUCAGGGAAAAACCCGAUACAAGCUACAGCCAAAAUAUCACACAAUGAUUCACUUUGCGGAUUUCUACGGUACAGCUGCAAGGUCUCGACAGCGAUUCACGUGGAACAUUCUGGCUGAUGGAUGCCAGAUGGACGAAGACCUGGUGGGUAAGGUGGCUACGCUUUCUCGUGCUGUCAAUGUGCGUAGUGUUCACACAGACACGGUGUCUCGUUACCUGCUGAAGCUGUGGGAAGAGCCGUGA
Symbiodinium natans is the source of this 1437-nucleotide messenger RNA. The record is from the annotation of a GenBank genome assembly. NCBI's taxonomy places the organism in Eukaryota, Dinophyceae, Suessiales, Symbiodiniaceae.